Patella vulgata (common limpet) is the source of this 3262-nucleotide messenger RNA. RefSeq names its product exostosin-like 3. The record is from RefSeq and is a predicted model, not a curated record. Bases 352 to 3180 code for a protein of 942 amino acids. The transcript is spliced from 9 exons. NCBI's taxonomy places the organism in Eukaryota, Metazoa, Mollusca, Gastropoda, Patellidae. Gene Ontology annotation, molecular function: glycosyltransferase activity. Gene Ontology annotation, cellular component: membrane.
UACAGCUAGAAUUACAAGUAACAGACAGACCUGUGUGUGUGUGUGAUUUAUAGGCUACUGACAUAUACAGAGGGGUUCACCAAUCAACAUGGCUGCAAGUAUUUUAUCAAUUUUUGAAAAUACAUGUAUGAAUGCACUUCAUGAAGCAGUUUAAGGAACUCCAGUGUGAAAAUAAUUUGGAAAAGACAUGAAUUCUUCCACACAACAACGUGAUGUUCAUAAUGUGUGAUUGUAAAAAUAGACCAUGAAAAUCAUAUGGAAAGAAGGCCAGCUAAUUGAUAGUGGUUGAACUCUUCACUAUCAACAGGGAGGGGAGGUUAGCAUCUUAAAGUUAAAACCAAAGAUUUCAAAAUGCGUGUCUUCAAAAUGCUCCGAAAGAUGAAAUUUUGUCCUUGUUUAAGUGGACUCUCAAUGCUGCAGUUAUUUCUUGUAAUAUUUGUCUUGUUUAUGACGGUUCCCUUGGUAACGCAUUACUACAUCUCGAACAUAGGUGGCGAUACCGAACAACAGCGCUAUCUAUCACGCUCAAAGUUAGAUUAUGAUAAGGCAGACUUGGACCCGUUAAAACCUUCAAAACUGGAAAGCGAGAUUAAUGAUUUGCAGCGAAUAAAGGUCUCAGUGAAUAACGAACUUCGAACCUUAGAGAGCAAACGACAAAAAAUCCGGACCGAAAUUUCAGGAUAUGAAGCUCACGUCGAGGCUCUGAGAACGCAAUACGAAAGUUUAAACAAGGAAAUGAACCAAGUGAAAUUAGCCCUGGAACAAUUAAAGUUAGAAAAAGAAGAUGCCGUCCUGCAGUACAUACCAAAUAUUAAAGCUCCGCAGCGAAUAUUGACAGAUUUAAAUCUUGACGUGAAUGAAAUCAUUCCAAAACCGACAUCCAUAUUGUCACAAUCGUGUCGCAUGCACACAUGUUUUGAUUACUCCAUCUGCUCCCUUGUAUCGAGAUUCCCCAUUUUUGUUUACAAUUCCCAGGAAGUGUUGACCGAUUCCUUCGAAAUUAAUGAAUUUGUAGCCUCAUCUGUGAUUAAGGUGUUUGGCAAAAAUGCUUACAUAACCGAAGAAUCUUAUUCUGCCUGUAUUUAUAUUUUAGUUGUGGGUGAACUCGAAAAUCAAAACUUUGAUAAAUCUGCUUUAGAAUCCAUGCUUCAUAAUCUUCCAUAUUGGCAUGGUGAUGGACGCAAUCAUGUUCUCAUAAAUUUAGCCAGUAAUAUCCAUAAUAUUGACAUUUUAAGUGGUAUAAAUACCGGACGAGCGAUUGUCGUGCAAUCUGCUUUUAUUGAUAGUGUAUAUAGAACUGGGUUCGAUCUGGUAAUUCCACCACUUAUAGAAGAAUUAGCAGAUGGACCUGUGUGGCAAGAGUUACCCCCCUUGGCCCCUGUUCGUCGAAAAUAUUUUAUUUCUUUUAGAGGCCAGUCUAUAUCUCCACCUCAGAAUCAGGGUAAAUUUUUUGACAGUUUUAAUGAAGGGUUGUAUAAAAUCAACCAACAUAAUCAAAAUCAGUUUAGACGUCGACUGAAAAGUGUGUCCGAUGUUCCAACCAUUGUAUCCAUAGAAACACAGAUAGUUCAAGCUUUAAAAGACAUGGUAGUCAAAAUGCCCCAAGAAGUGCAUAUUGCCCUGUCGUGCGACAAAGGCAGUCCAGAAGGUGUCAUGUCCGAAUGGGCUCUUUGUGGAACAAAGGAACAACGAAGUGAAAUUUUGAAGGAAUCAACUUUUUCUAUUUUGGUUGCCCCAAAUAAUUUUUCAAUUGUGUCGACGACAGGUUUUCAAACUCGACUUUCAGAGUCUCUUAAAUACGGGGCAGUGCCAAUAAUAUUAGGAACCCAUGUGACAUUACCAUAUUCGGAAAUACUGGAUUGGGACAAAGCUGUGGUGUUUUUACCUACUGCGCGAGUCACAGAAAUAUUUUUCUUUCUGCGAACGUUCACUGACAAUGACAUUUCAUUUUUUCGGCAUCGUGGUCGGUUUAUUUGGGAGACAUAUUUUGCAACCACUGAAAACAUAAUUGACAGUGCUUUAGCUGUGCUAAGAACCAGACUUCAAAUUCCUCCACGGCCUGUCAAGGCGGAACCCGCGCCUAGUGUAUUUAACGCAUCUUUUAUUCCAUUGAAAUAUAACGGCCCCGAGACGGAGCCGGAAACAGAUGAAUUUCUUGGACCCAAGGAGGAGAGGUUUGCAUCAGAAGAGUUUAAGAGAAAUUACACAAAGUUCUUCUUCCGAGACUCCUUUAACCAACCUGGUGACCCAUUUCAUCUUUACCCAUACACGCCCAUUGACCCCUUAUUGUCUGCAGAUGCCAGAUUUUUGGGAUCUGGUUUUGGUUAUCGACCUAUAGGUCAUGGAGUUGGUGGUGCUGGGAAGGAAUUUAGUGAGUCGUUGGGAGGAAACGUUCAACGUGAACAGUUUACCAUUGUGAUGCUGACCUAUGAAAGAGAAGAAGUGUUAAUGAACGCUUUAAAGAGAUUAAAAUACCUACCUUUCUUAAAUCGAGUUAUUGUAGUCUGGAAUAACCAGAUACCUCCAUCUGUAGAGUUGCGCUGGCCAGAUAUAGGAGUACCACUAAAUAUUGUAAAGACUGCCAAGAAUAGUCUCAACAACCGCUUCCUACCGUUUGAUAUAAUAGAAACAGAAGCUGUGUUGAGUAUUGAUGAUGAUGCACAUUUAAGACAUGAUGAGAUUAUAUUUGGUUUCAGAGUGUGGCGUGAAGAACGAGACAGGGUGGUAGGAUUUCCAGGACGAUUUCACACAUGGGAUGUGAAGAAUAAAAGUUGGUUAUAUAAUUCUAAUUAUUCAUGUGAACUGUCGAUGGUGCUGACUGGAGCAGCCUUUUAUCAUAAGUACUAUGCCUAUUUAUAUACGUACAGUAUGCCACAAGCUAUCCGUGAUAAAGUCGAUGAAUAUACUAAUUGUGAAGAUAUAGCCAUGAAUUUCCUAGUCUCACAUAUAACCAGAAAACCUCCUAUAAAGGUGACAUCAAGAUGGACGUUCCGAUGUCCAGGCUGUCCACAGACUUUAUCAAGUGACGAUUCUCACUUUCAAGAGAGACAUCAGUGUAUUAACUUUUUUGUGAAAGUUUACGGCUACAUGCCGUUACUUUUCACUCAAUACCGCGUAGAUUCUGUGCUUUUCAAGACGAGACUUCCCCACGAUAAACAAAAAUGUUUUAAAUACAUUUGAUUGUUUUAAAUAUUGAGAUUUUUAUCAGGUCAUGUGAGCUGUCUAAAGAUUUAAUAAUAAACUCUCCUUUUUUUUAUAUAAA